Molecule: messenger RNA, 5422 nt
Organism: Schistosoma guineensis
Lineage: Eukaryota; Metazoa; Platyhelminthes; Trematoda; Strigeidida; Schistosomatidae
Source: the annotation of a GenBank genome assembly
GGAUUUGAUUUACUUGUAGGUCCGGCGGGUUUUACUGAUCUCAAGCUAUAAGGUUUUAUUUACACGUUCUGCAUGAUUCAGAAAAUGAGUUAUUUAUUCUUAUUUUUGUCUGGUUGGAUAUAAUUUCCUGUUUUCCAAUGUAUUAGCUACUCAUUCUCAUGCCUACUCCACAUUUAUCAAGAGCAACAUCAGGACCGUCUUCUGGCUAUGCCGUAGGUGAUGAGAUUUGUGAUACUUCAUGUCCGAUUGAUUGGGAUACAAAUGUAGUAAAUUUUAUAUCAACUUGCUUGCAUCCUGGUCUAGUUCGACGAACUUCAUCUAGUGCAACGUAUGGCUUUGAUAAACCGAAUCAUUUUAGACGUCAGCAUCGCCGAAAUUUAUCUACAGCUACAACAGUUGGAUUCGGUCGUUAUCCUGAUAAUCAAAUUACAAGUGGUCGAGUUCCAUAUGCUAAUGUUUUCAAUCAUCCAAAUGAUUAUCAAGCCCCUCCACCAUAUUAUUCUAAACGUAUUUUAGGCCAUGCUCGCAAUAUCAGCGAUCCUACAUCUGGUUGGGAUUUCCGUAUUGUCACAAAACCUCUUAUUCUUGACCAGUUAACUGAAAGACCAUCUUAUAAUUGGGAUGGUUCUGCCGAACAAAAUCUUGUGGUGUCAGGUGAAUAUAAGAUUCCGAAUACUUCAUUCAUUCCUGAAAAUAAACCCGAAGCUUAUCCUUGUCUAACACCUCCACGUUCAUCUAAUGAUAUUACAUUAGAAAAUUCGUUUAUAUGUGCGCGUGAUGCAGAAACUCAUGAGACAACUACAACUGCAGAAGAUAAUACUUCUUGUUUAUGCCCUUGUCUACAAACCUGUGCUAAUCCACGUGUUGUAUUAAUCGGAUUAUGUUUAACUAUGUUUAUGCAAACUAUGGUUGUAUCUGGUCUGAUGAGUAGUAUGUUUACUACAUUGGAAAGAAGAUUUAAUUUAACUAGUCGACAAAUUGGCUCUAUGAUAAGUUGUUAUGAAGUAGCCGGUGUCAUAACCACAGUGAUUGUUAGCUUUAUUAGCGGUCAGAAACAUAAUCGAUUACGUGUUAUUGGUUUGGCGACAUUGAUCCUGGCUCUUGGAUUUGGAUUAUUUGCAUUGCCUCACUUUUUAGCUGGUCCCUACAGACCAAACUUACCAACUACUCCUGAUGGUAAUACUGCUACUAGUAUUAGUACUGAAGAUAUCAUCCAUUCCUCUCUGUCGUCUUUUCCUCUUAAUCAAGACUUAGAAAAUUCAAUUCAGUUGGAUGGACCACUAUGUGUCGAUCAAUCGCGCAAUACCUUUCCUAAGAAUGUUAUUUCCAAUUCACUUAAUAAUCAAACUAGUGUCGGUGACACAAUUAUUCGUGCUGCCCCACUCACUGCUGCUGAUAAUUUUAAUAGUAAUGAUAUUAAUGAAUCAUCAAGCACAGGAUUUAUGGGAAGUGGUGACAUUGUUCAGUCUGUUCUCUUUCCAACUUUUUGUUUUGCAAUGCUGCUAGCCGGGAUCGGGGCUAGUCCUUUGUAUGUCUUAGCUCCAACUUACUUAUGGGAUAACUUAACAGAUAGACAAUAUCCAAUAUAUGCAGCUUUAUUCUACAGCGCUGGUGGAUUAGGUCCUGCUUGUGGAUUUCUUGCUGGUGCUGGUUUCUUAAGUAUUUACAUUGAUUCACCAUUUAUGUUGCCUGAAACUGGCUUAGACCGUAACAGUCCAUUAUGGCUUGGUGCUUGGUGGCUUGCAUUACCUGUGAUAUGUUUUCCUAAACAACUUGCAGUUAUUAAAAAAAGUGAUAGCAAUACAAUUCCAAACGAUGAGACCGAAGAUCUGGAUAAAAUCUGUUCCCCUACAAUCCAAUCUAAUAAUCAUAAUAUUUCCAAUCUUAAUACAAAUAACAAUAAAGUGAAUUUAUCUUACGUAAAAUCGUCCGAUAAUUUGCCUAAUAUAAACAAACAAUCUGGACAACCAUCACUAAGCACAACCACAACAGCCGUUUCAGCUGCUGCUGUCGCAGGUGUUGAAACAUUAACAUCAAAUCAUUUGCUCAAUACACUAUCACCGGAUAGUCGCAGUGUUCAGUAUCCAAGUCUAGAAGAAUUUAAACAACAGCAACGAUUGCCUGAAAUGAAACGAAAUCAUGCUGAUUCACUUAAGACAUCUCCUUAUUCUCCCACUACCAUUACUCCUAAUUCUCUUUAUGCACAGUCUCCAUCUAUCAAGGAUGCUGUAAUUAGUGGUGAUGGGACAAUUGUUAGCCCUUCAAAUCAACACUUUCGUUCACAUUCAAAUAUUGGUGGUGGUCAUCUUGAUUCUCUUGACGGUAAUACUGUCGAAGUUGUUAAUAAUGGUAUAGCUGGUUGUGGAGAUCAAUCUGACAAUUUGGGAAAAUGCAUGAAAACAUCCUUAAAUAAUUCAUUUAGUGAAAACCAAGCUAAUCUUAAGUCAAAAAUAAAAGCUUCAUAUCAUAUCGUACGUCGUGUACUAACUAAUCCUGUCUGGUUAGGUGUAACAUUGAGUACUGUUGUGGAACAAUCGAUUGUUGCUGCGUUUUUAGCAUUUGCUGCAAAAUACAUUCAAAUUUUAUUUCAUAUACCAGCUUAUUUGGCUAGUAUUCAUACUGGUGCUGUGAUAGUUCCAAGUUCAUUAUUAGGUGUUCUGUCUGGUGCUUUACUAAUGCGUCAUUUUCGACCUACAUUACAUCGUACCUUAUCUGGUUUAUGUAUUAUGAUUUCAUUGACUGUUAUAACGAGUAUUAGUCUAAUGUCAAUUGGUUGUCAAUCUAGUCGAGUAGCAGGUAUAACAGCUACAUAUAACGGAGAAAAUUGGCCUUGGAAAAAUGGUCCAGGUUUUUUAAUACCAUCUAAUUUAACAGCACCAUGUAAUCAAUUUUGUUAUUCAUCUAAUAAUCGAAUAAAAAAGUUUGAUAAUCGUCAUUAUACACAUUACACUGAAUCACAAUGUUCAGUAAAUCAUUAUAAUCCAGUGUGUUGGACCGCUACCUCUUCUUCUUCUUCUUCUUCUUUCUCUACUACUACUACUACUACUACUACUAAUAGUGAUAGUAGUAUCAAAAAGAAGACAAAUAAUCAAAUAACUUGUACUAGUAGUGAUAUUAUUAAUGGUGAUAAUAAUCUUGGUAGUCCAAAUGACAAUAUUGAUGACUGUGAUAGGAAAUCAUUGACAUUUUUCAAUCCUUGUUUUGCCGGAUGCAGAACACGUGUUUUAGAAGCUGGAGUUGUAAAGAAAUAUUCUGAUUGUCAAUGUGUAACCCCAUCUACACUUAAUCCAUCUGGUUCGAUCUCAUCAAUACCAAUGUCAUUAUCAUCGUCAAUGAGAAUAAAUAAUGAAUUCUUAUUAGCAAAUAAUUCUGGUGAAGUUUAUCCUGGUCGAUGUAAACCUAAGUGUACUUUGUAUGGUUUAUUUCUAGCUAUGUUAUUCUUACAUAUUCUUUGUACUGGUAUGUUACAAAAUCCAAGUAAUGUAAUCACAUUGAGUUGUGUCUCAUCAGAAGAUAGUUCUGUUGCACUUGGAUUACAGAUUUUCUUUGUCAGAACAUUAGCAUAUAUUCCGGCACCGAUGUAUUUCGGCCAACUAUUCGAUUUAGCUUGUCAAUAUCGUUCAAAUCCUAUAGAUCACUAUUCAUCCAGUCCAAUAAAUAAUAAUGAAUCGUUAUUAAUGAAUACAAAUGUAUUAACAUCAUUAUCAAAUUCAUCCAUAUUCUCAUCGUCUUCGUCUUUUUCACCACCAUCAUCAUCUCCACUGUCAUCAAUCUACUCGUCGUCUUCUACAACCACUGCUACUACAAUGUCUUUAGAUCAAAAGUAUUCUACAACAGCUGGUGGAUGUUUAGAGUAUAAUUUAGAAGGUUUACCAUUUAUUUGGCUUGGUACUGUAUGUGUAUUGAAAAUAAUUAGUUUGAUUGGAUCCACAAUUACUUGGUGGUUAGCUAAACGUCAAUUCGAUUUAAUGACAAAACACAAAGAAAAACAACAAAAUAUCGAAGGUGAAGAAACAAAGAAGGAAAUGGAACUCGCAUUACAUCAGACAAUUACCUCUGAUCCAACUAACAUCAAUAAUAAUAAUAAUAAUAAUAAUAAUAAUAAUAAUAAUAAUAAUAAUAAUAAUAAUAAUGCAUUUGAAUUGAUCGAUUCAACGUCGAAUGGUCAUCAAAUACAAAUUGUAUAAUUAAAUAAUAAUCAUCAUCGUCAUCAAGGUCCAGUAUGAUCUCACAUGUAUGUGUCUUUGUAUGUUUUUUUGUUGUUUUAAAAAAAAAAAAAGAAAAUUUUACUCAACCUUUUAUUUGCUUGUGGUUUGUCUCUUUUCCGGGUUUCAUUUACUUCGCUUUUCUCUCUACAUUAUGUCAUGGUAUAUGAAUGUAGUGGGAUUUCUUAAGAGAACUAAUAAAGAUUUUCACUAACUUUGAAGAAGAAGAAAAAAGAACAUACAAACUUUUUCUCUUCAUGUACAUAAUUCACUUGAAAAACUUCUUGGAUUUCCUCUCUCUCUCUCUCUCUCUCUCUCUCUCUCUCUCUCUCUCUCUCUCUCUCUCUUUUGAAUCGUGGAACAGUGGUGGCUCACUGGUUAUUUUUAAUACAUUCAACUUUUAUUCACUAAGUCACACCUUCACACUACUUAAUUCCAUCUAAACAACUGAGUAGUAGUAGUGUUAUUAACCUUCUUUUCCUAGUUACAUUAUAACUUGUUAUAAUCUCAUGUAAAGUAUAAUAGGAAUAAAAUUGAAACUUUGAAUUUUCAUAUUUAUAGAAUAAGCACUAAAACAUUGAUUAUGUUUGUUUAUCAUCUAUAUUAUCUCUUGUGUUAUCUAGAUUUGAUUCAUUAAAAAAAAAGAAAGUCUUAUCAUUUGUUAUUGUAUAAUAGUUCCUCGAUUAUUUUUCCUCAGUUAUUUUCUUUGUCUUCUUUACAAUCACCAUCGUGAAUUGUGAUUGUUAAGAUGAGGUAGGUAGGUGGGGGUGGGUGGUUGCUUGGUUGGUUAUAUAUUGGUGUAUUUUUUUGUCACUUUAAAUGUUGUCAUUAUUGCAUUUUUCUUUUCGUUUAAUGUUCACUAUGUAGUUAGUUCUACAAAGUGAAUUCAUCCACUUUACUCUAUUACAUUUAAUAUUAUCUUGUGUAGUUUCUUUUCAUUUAAAUGUACUACAUGUUGCUAUGACCUUUUAAAGUGUGUAUACAUGUGUGUUCAUUGACAUUUCUAAUAGCCGGUGAUCAUAAUUGUUGUCUACUAUAUUAGGCAUAUUUCCUUUUUGUAUUAUGUGUGUGUUUUCUCAUAUUUCUAUAUGGAUUUCUUCUUGUAUAGUCUCUUUGUAUGCUUAUUUUCGAAGCGAAUACAUGUGUUCUUUCUUAACAAUAAUAAUGAUUAUAGAUUACUAACAUCAUUUACAUUGAAUUACAAUUUAAUGAUCUAA